Molecule: messenger RNA, 1566 nt
Organism: Penicillium olsonii
Lineage: Eukaryota; Fungi; Ascomycota; Eurotiomycetes; Eurotiales; Aspergillaceae
Source: the annotation of a GenBank genome assembly
AUGGAGGAUCUAGCAGAUCUCUUGGCUAAGGUGCUCCCCACUGGGGUUGAGGUUACCGUUCGUCAUGUCUCCUCAACACCUACGCCGUCUGACGCUCUCUUUGCAGCUGCUCCGGGUCAGCCCUCGGAGCCGACGUUCUGUGAAAACCACUUUCUCUCGGCAUCGAUUGAUUGCAACGAUGAAGAGACUAUCAUUUUCGGAAUGGAGGUCAUGGUCUACAACACGGCCCACUUGACCACCAUUUUCAUUUCCAAGGCCGACUCAACCGGACUCGUGCAUCUACUCAAAUUGCCGUGCAAGGUCUCGGUCCUCAGACUGAUCUCAAACACCUUCCUCUCAUUUCUCGCUCGGUCUCGGCAACGACCCGGCGUGCGGCUCGUGAUUUCAUUGUUUGCCCGGGCUCAGAACCAGUACUUGUUCCCGGGUAGCAUUGAAAAUCCCGAAAAACACGUUCUAGAUGACAGGGGCCUCAUAAAAUGGUGGUGCCGCGCCGUUGACCCCAUACUCCGUGAACACGAGCCUGAAACUGCGCUCCAGGGGACCAAGGCGCUCGAUCAGACCGUCGAAGCUGCGCAAGCUUCAGCCACCGCGUACCUGAUCGUUCCGAGCUGUGAUCGCUUCGAAACUCGCAAUUUCUUCCCUCCAACCGCAAAGGCAGAUCCGCAGGAUCGCCCACGAUGGCUAAACAGCUAUCCCCUCAAACAAUUAUAUCACGAUCCCUCAGCUCCCCCUCGGUGUCUUGUGCCCCGUUUUCCGGAUGAUCCCAAGACUCGCUUCCUCAUUGAUCUUGAUGAUGAGCUUCCCGAAGAGGAUCAUGAUCUACCAGAUGCUGGACGCUGGCGCAGCGUUAAAUCCCUGGAUCAGUUCUGGGAAAUGAUGUCUUUCCGCCAAGAGUGUUCCGCCGGCCGUCUGGUUGGGUUCUUGUGGCUAGUCAUCAAUCCUCCUGGGUUGAUGAACUCAACAUCGAUGGAAAGCCAAACACAGUCUUCGGAGAUUGGCCAGCCCAAGGAGCCAAUCUCGGUUACCACAGAACAAUUGACACAGGCCAAUGACCCGCCCAAGGCGCAGGAGACAUCGGCACAGGCAGCAGCGAAUGCCCCAGUACCGCCAAUAUCCGAAGUUCCCCUGAGUGCAGAACCGAUCAAUCCAUUUGACUGGCCAGAAGUUGGACGUGGGGAUGUUGUUCUCAGCGAAGCCGACUAUAAGAAAAUGAUGGACACUGUCCUCGACAACUUCUAUGAUGAAAAAGAGAUCGGCGCCAGCACCAAAGCCUACAUUGAUCAAGUCGCGGUUCUCGCAGACCAACUGACAUGGGGUAGGAAGGUCAUUGGCACCAGCGCCGAGACCGACGCUCCCAAUUCAAUAAACACCGGUGCGGCCGUUCACGAUCUCGGUUUGAUCCGCAAAAGAAAGAAGUCGCUGGGUGACCCCAAGGAAGGCCAAGCGUCCGGCGGUCCAGAUACCCCAGUGUCCACUUCGGCACCAGCCCCUGCCCCUGCUCCAGAGUCGGGAUCGGCUGUCAAUGUUCUCAACGCCAGUUUGGUUCGAAAGAAGAAGAAAACAUAG